CCUAGCCUCGCCUCCUCUCUGGUCAGAGGCACCCAGCCCAUAGCCUAGAUACCGGGGCGGCACACGCAAGAGCCAAGAGGCCUGGCCAAGUAGCCUGACCGCUUCUUGCUGCCUCCUGUGCUCCGUUUCCUUUUCUGCUCCCGGGCUCCCUCUUCUCGAGUUCUCGCAGGCCUCUCUUUCUCUUGGGUUGGGUCCAACAAGUGGAGAAAGGGGCAGGAUGAAGUCCGGAGAGCGGCCGAAGCUGGUGCGGGGCCUCCGGCAGGAGUCACGGCGGUUCCGGCUGCUGGUCAUCGUCGUCGGCUUCUUCCUCGUCUCCCUCACCUUCGUCGUCAUCUCCAAGCCCGACGCCAUCCUCUUCAGCCUGAACGGCAAGCUGCCGGUGGAGCAGGCGCCGACGUCCAUCCUUAUCAAGCAGAAGGUCAACUCGCCGCCCGCCACCUCCCGGAAGACCUCCACCGACGCUCUCCCAGGUGGAGAUCCUAGAGUGGUCGACGACGAAGCCGAUGUGAGACCAAAAGGUACCAAAGGCGAGGAGGAGGAGAGCCGGGUGCUGAGCGAGCCCGACCCGACCAGCGGGAUGACGGAGCUGACCCCCAACAAGGACGGGGGCGGCCGUAAAUCCGACGAGGAGACGUUAGGCGGCGAGGGGAAAGGGAAGGAGGGCGAGGAGCGUGGGCACGCGGCGGAGAAGCACAAAGUCACGCUUCCAACCGUUUCCAAUUACACCAUUCAUGACACCGAGGACACCGAAAAUGGCAAGCAAGACGACGGUACAGGUCCUGACCUGCAGGGAAGCAAGCCCCUGUGUGAUUUCUCAAACUUCAGAGCAAAUGUGUGUGAGAUGCGUGGUGAUGUUAGGGUUCACCCAAACGCUACCUCAAUCAUGUUCAUGGAGCCUGCCGGUUCGCAGAGAGAUGAGCUCUGGAAGAUCAAGCCAUACCCUCGCAAAGGGGACGAGUUCUGCCUCAGCCAUAUCACCGAGCUGACAGUGAAAUCAAGCAAAGUGGCCCCAGAGUGCACCAAGUACCACGAUGUGCCUGCUGUGAUCUUUUCACUGACAGGAUAUACAGGAAACCUGUUCCAUGAUUUCACCGACGUGAUGGUCCCCCUUUUCACGACCGCAAGCGAGUUCAAUGGUGAAGUUCAGUUCCUCAUAACCGACAUGGCACUUUGGUGGACAAUCAAGUAUCACACUGUGCUCCAGAAGCUGUCCAAAUACCCACUGAUUGAUUUCAGCAAGGAUGACCAGGUGCAUUGCUUCAAGCAUGUCAUUGUCGGCCUCCAUGCUUACAUGGAGUUCACAAUCGACUCGUCCAAGGCCCCGCACAACUAUUCUAUGGUCGACUUCAACAGGUUCAUGCGCGGAGCUUACUCGCUGGGCAGGGACACCGUUACCGUGCUUGGAGAGUACCCCAAGGUCAAGCCAAGAUUGCUCAUCAUCAAGAGGCACCGUACGAGGAUGUUCCUCAACCUCGAUGAGAUCAUCGCGAUGGCUAAGGAGAUCGGCUUUGAGGUGGUGAUCGAUGAGGCCAAUGUGAGCUCUGAUAUCUCCAAGUUCGCCAGGCUGGUUAACACGGUCGACGUGAUGAUGGGAGUCCAUGGGGCUGGGCUCACAAACUGUGUGUUCCUGCCACAGAAUGCCACGCUGAUUCAGAUCGUGCCGUGGGGAGGGCUGGAAUGGGUAUCCCGCACCGAUUUCGGCAACCCAGCAGAGCUCAUGGGCCUGCACUACAAGCAGUACAGCAUCAGCGUGGACGAGAGCAGCCUCACGGAGCAGUACCCACGGGACCAUGAGAUCUUCAAGAACCCUAUUGCAUUCCAUAAGCACGGGUUCGACUUCAUCAGGCAGACUUUCAUGGACAAGCAGAACGUGAAGCUGGAUUGCAAGAGGUUCAGGCCUAUUCUCUUGGAGGCAUUGGACAAUCUCAACCCCUGAAGAUUGUGAUCGAUUGGUUGUUGGGCAUGGUAAUAGAGAUUCUUGUACACAAUCCAUUUUUUCUUCACCAUUCGUUCCCGUUUAAUUAGUAAAAAUAAUUAUUGUUUGUUCUAUCCUUACCUGAGAAUGUCCCCAUUCUGGAAAUUGUAGGAUAGAGAAGGUGUGUGUACACUGUAUAAAUUGCUGUAGGUGCAAAGAUGGAACGAAAUUCAUUCAAAUCACAUAUAGCCUCAUCGAAAAAUAAUAUAGUAUCAGAUAUUUCUAAUC
Messenger RNA from Panicum hallii, 2203 nucleotides. RefSeq lists its product as uncharacterized. Gene Ontology annotation, molecular function: glycosyltransferase activity. Lineage: Eukaryota; Viridiplantae; Streptophyta; Magnoliopsida; Poales; Poaceae. The record is from RefSeq and is a predicted model, not a curated record. Bases 218 to 1936 code for a protein of 572 amino acids. The transcript has 6 exons.